Messenger RNA from Fusarium odoratissimum NRRL 54006, 746 nucleotides. RefSeq lists its product as uncharacterized. Bases 33 to 560 code for a protein of 175 amino acids. The transcript has a single exon. Lineage: Eukaryota; Fungi; Ascomycota; Sordariomycetes; Hypocreales; Nectriaceae. The record is from RefSeq and is a predicted model, not a curated record.
AGGCGAGUCACUUGGGAUAAGAAUAACAUACUAUGAAGCCUUUCUUACAUUCGCCAGGAGUUCCCUCGACUAUCGAGGUAUUGGAUAUCCGUAUCGGAAAGCCACUACUUCCACCGAAGCUGAUUCCUGGCCCUGACCUAAGUAACUGCCCGCACACGGUGAUCAAAGUUGGACUCUUAUCUACGACAGAGUCGUGGAUAGUUGACACAGCAGGGUGUCAGUAUGGAUUUCAGGAGGUUCUGGUUCCAUUCAACAAAUACAUUGCAGAUAAAGCAUGCCAAGUAGUAAGGGAGCCCACGAUAUAUAAUUGGACCGAAACGAAAGACCUGGAUUAUUUCUCCACGCUGCCUUUCAUGAACAAGUCACGAGCCCAAAAGCAGGAUCGGGAAGUGGAACGAAAGGCCCGGUUGCACUUUGCAGACUUUGUUGACAGACAUGUCAGCGCCGAUAUACUGGAUGGUUCUGCUUCGGAGUUUAGCAAUAAGCUUGACAGUUUGGUUGAUAGGUUGAAGAUACACAUGCUGAGUUUUGGGGGAUCUCAAAAUGGAACUCAGGCUUGAUAGUUAUGCCUUUUAUACGGCUUUCGGAUCACUUUGAAACAGUAAUUCAGAUAUAUGCUACUUUACUGGCCUAAUGACUUGGGGCUUAAUGACAGAUUGGGAUUGGAUGGUUGUAUAUGCACAAACUUUGGUAGAAAAUACUAUAUUAAAAACAAGUCUAAUACAAGAAUCAGUCAAUGCUGGCCA